UUUGUGAAAUUCAAUUCCCAAAGCAUUCGAGUCGAGCAAGCGGCCCCACAAAUUCCACGUACAGUAAACACAGAGACGCGUAUGCAUGCAGCAGCAGCAGCGCCGGCAACAGGUAGCCACAACAACAACAACAACAACAACAGCAAAACCGAACGCACAGCGUGACAUUUGCAGUAACAGCUGACGCGGACAACAACAGCAAGAGCAAGAGCAAGAGACAACCAAUCGCGAAUUGCAGUGAACAACGGGCCUAGCUACUUAACGGAUUCCGUGUAUUUUUCGAGGCAUGUCUGUGGACGAUAAUACGCCCGUGCUGCGUGGCUGCAUCAAAUUGCCGCUGGCCACGGACGAGCUGCUCGAGGUGACCGCCAAGGCCAAGGACUAUGCGAUUAUGCAUGGCGCCGCCAUGCGUUCCAAGACCAGCUUCAGUCCGGACUCGCUAAAUUUUGCGCCCUUUGUGCUGGUGCCCUCAUCCUUUCCGCGCAAGGAGUUCGAAAAGGCGAUCGCCCUGCAGCCGAUCAUAAAUCGCCUAAUGCACAAUGUGGCCCACGAUGAGGAGUUCAUAACCACAACGCUGGCGGAGACAAUCAAAGUGGAUGAGUUUACGGCCAAUCUGUUCAAUAUCUAUCGCAAGGUGCUCGCCCAUGGCUUUACCCAGCGCAUCUCGUUGGGCAUGCUGCGCAGCGAUCUGAUGCUGGAGUCCCGCUGCCCGGAGCUGUCGCCCCUGUUGGACUCGAGCGCUGGCGGUGGCGACGACGACGAUGUGGAUGCGGAUACGGAUGCGGAUGUGGAGGAGCAGGAGCAGCGGCGGGCAAAGGACGCAAAGGCGAAAACCAAAACCAAGGCAAACCCGGCCAAAAUUGGCGGGCGCACCUCAUCGGCCUAUUGCUGCUGGAAACAAGUCGAGAUCAAUACGAUAGCAUCGGGUUUUGGCCAUUUGGGACCAGCAAGUAAAACCAUACAAAGCUUCGUUUUGCGAGAACUGGGACAUGCCGAGAAGCUGCAGCGCAUGCCGAAAAACGACGCGCUGGCUGGCCUGUGCGAUGGCAUGGUCAAGGCUUGGGAUAUAUACGCCAAGCCGCAGGCCGUCAUACUGUUCAUCAUUGAGGAAGUCUCCUACAACAUAUGCGAUCAGCGUUUCCAUGAGUUCUACAUCCGGGAAACGUAUCCGCAUAUCAAAGUGCUGCGCCGCACCUUGACCGAGGUGCAUCGCGACGGCAAGCUGGGCCAGCACAAGGAGCUGCUGCUCGGCAGCACCGAGGUGGCCGUCAUCUAUUUCCGCGCCGGCUAUGAGCCGGGCCAUUAUCCGUCGCAGGGUGAGUGGGAUGCACGCUAUUUGAUGGAGACAUCGCUGGCCAUCAAAUGCCCAUCGAUCCACUAUCAUUUGGCCGGCACCAAGAAGGUGCAACAGGCGCUGGCACAGCCCUCGGUGCUGGAGCGUUUCAUCAACGAUCCGGAGGAGAUGAAGGCCGUUGGCAAAAUCUUUACCGGCCUCUAUUCGCUGGACGACAACGAGGCGGGCAAUGCCAACUAUGAGAUGGCGUUGCGCACGCCCGAGAAAUUUGUGCUGAAGCCGCAGCGCGAAGGCGGCGGCAACAAUGUCUACGGCUUGGACAUUCCAGACGCACUGAAGCGCAUGUCGCGCGUAGAGCGCUCCGCUUGGAUACUGAUGGAUCUGAUACAUCCGCCGUUGUCGCAGGGCUAUAUGGUGCGACCCGGCAGCGCUAUGCCGCCCCAGAUAGUCGACAUGGUGUCCGAGCUGGGCAUCUUUGGUGUCGUCAUCGGCGAUGCCGAGCACAUUGUCCACAACUAUCAAGCCGGCCAUAUGCUGCGCACAAAGCUAUCGACGGCCAACGAGGGCGGCGUCGCCGCCGGCCUGGGCGCCCUCGACAGUCCCUAUCUAAUCGAUUCCGAUGAUGAGGAUGGCUACUUCUAGGCACAGUUGCGCCAUGUAUUCGAUAGAUUAUCCACAGCUAUUUUUGUAAUGCGCGUAGAAUUGUCAAAAUCGGUGCAAUAAAUUCAAAUGUAAAUACCAA
Drosophila novamexicana is the source of this 2036-nucleotide messenger RNA. It is a transcript of the gene Gss2, whose product is annotated as glutathione synthetase. Gene Ontology annotation, molecular function: ATP binding; glutathione synthase activity; glutathione binding. Gene Ontology annotation, cellular component: cytosol. Gene Ontology annotation, biological process: glutathione biosynthetic process. The record is from RefSeq and is a predicted model, not a curated record. The coding region runs from base 287 to 1936 and encodes 549 amino acids. The transcript has 7 exons. Lineage: Eukaryota; Metazoa; Arthropoda; Insecta; Diptera; Drosophilidae.